Molecule: messenger RNA, 7927 nt
Organism: Scophthalmus maximus (turbot)
Lineage: Eukaryota; Metazoa; Chordata; Actinopteri; Pleuronectiformes; Scophthalmidae
Gene: lrp6
Product: low density lipoprotein receptor-related protein 6
Exons: 23
Coding region: 221-5095 (1624 amino acids)
Biological process (GO): receptor-mediated endocytosis involved in cholesterol transport; chemical synaptic transmission; canonical Wnt signaling pathway
Molecular function (GO): Wnt-protein binding; Wnt receptor activity
Source: RefSeq, a predicted model, not a curated record
CUCCUCCUCCUCCUGCGGGACAAUGUGAGACGCGGAGCUCCGGCCCCGACACACUGAACGAGCAGCAGCCGCCUCCGCCGCGAUGGGAGCGGACACCGAGUGACUCGAGCCGCCGCCGAACCACGAGGACCCUGAGAUCGAGAGUUGAUUCGUUCGUGGAGCCUCGGGCCGCGGCGAUGGGCAGCGGGCGCUGAGCGGCGCCAGGCCGAGAAGCAGGACGAUGAGCGUCGCGCUGCGGACUCUGUUGUUGGCCUCGGUCUCUUCGCUGCUCCGGGCCGAGCCGCUGCUGCUGUAUGCAAACCGCCGCGACCUCCGUCUCGUGGACGCCGCACACGACAAGGCCAACGCCUCGGUGGUGGUGGGCGGGCUGGAGGACGCCGCCGCCGUGGACUACGUGUUCGCCCAGGGCCUCGUCUACUGGAGCGACGUGAGCGAGGAAGCCAUCAAACGCACCGUCUACAACCGCUCGGGCGCCGCUGGCGCCGUCCAGACGGUGGUGCCGGGCCUCGCGUCGCCGGACGGACUCGCCUGCGAUUGGCUGGGCAGGAAACUGUACUGGACGGACUCUGAGACCAACCGGAUCGAGGUGUCGGAGCUGGACGGCGCUUUGAGGAAGGUUCUGUUCUGGCAGGAGCUGGACCAGCCGAGAGCUAUCGCCCUGGACCCACAGCGAGGGUUCAUGUACUGGACGGACUGGGGCGAGAUCCCGAAGAUCGAGCGUGCGGGGAUGGACGGGACGAAUCGAUCGAUGAUCAUUGAUAAAGAGAUCUACUGGCCCAACGGUUUGACGCUGGACUACAGUCAACAGAAACUGUACUGGGCCGACGCCAAACACAACUUCAUCCACCGCGCCAACCUGGACGGUUCCUCCAGGGAGGUGGUGGUGAAAGGAGAGCUGCCUCACCCCUUCGCCCUCACCCUGUACGAGGACACUCUGUUCUGGACCGACUGGAACACUCACUCCAUCCACUCCUGUCGCAAACAGACGGGCGGCGAACAGCGGGUCGUCCACUCCGACAUCUUCUCGCCCAUGGACAUCCACGUGUUCAGCGCCAAGAGGCAACUCGUCGUAAACACUCCCUGCUCGCUGAACAACGGAGGAUGUUCCCACCUCUGCCUGCUCUCCCCGCUGAAGCCGUUCUAUCAGUGCGCCUGUCCCACGGGAGUCCAGCUGCUGGAGGACGGGGCGACCUGCAGAGACGGUGCGACCCAGAUGCUGCUGCUCGCCCGGCGGACCGACCUGCGGCGCAUCUCUCUGGACAUGCCGGACUUCACCGACAUCAUCCUGCAGGUGGACGACAUCCGCCACGCCAUCGCCAUCGACUACGACCCGGUGGACGGAUACAUCUACUGGACGGAUGACGACGUGAAGGCCAUCCGCCGCUCGCUGCUGGACGGCAGUGACGCCCAGUUCGUGGUCACGUCCCAGGUGAACCACCCUGACGGAAUCGCGGUCGACUGGAUCGCCCGGAACCUGUACUGGACCGACACCGGCACGGACCGGAUUGAGGUGACACGGCUCAACGGGACCAUGCGCAAGAUCCUGAUCUCCGAGGACCUGGACGAGCCCAGAGCCAUCGUGCUGGACCCCGUCGCCGGGUACAUGUACUGGACCGACUGGGGCGAGGUGCCGAAGAUCGAGCGAGCGGAUCUGGACGGGACGGAGCGAGUGGUGAUGGUAAACACGUCGCUGGGCUGGCCCAACGGGCUGGCGCUCGACUACGACCAGAGGAAGAUCUACUGGGGGGACGCCAAGACGGACAAGAUCGAGGUGAUGGACAUGGACGGUUCAGGCCGACGAGUUCUGGUGGAGGACAAACUCCCUCACAUCUUCGGCUUCACGCUGCUCGGUGACUACAUCUACUGGACGGAUUGGCAGCGCCGAAGCAUCGAGCGCGUCCACAAGCGCACGGCGGAGCGAGAGUUCAUCAUCGACCAGCUGCCGGACCUCAUGGGCCUGAAGGCCACGUACGUGCACCAGUCCUUCGGUACGAACCCGUGUGCGGAGGACAACGGCGGCUGCAGCCACCUCUGCCUCUAUAAGCCGCAGGGCGUCCAGUGCGGCUGCCCCAUCGGCCUCGAGCUCAUCGCCGACAUGCAGACGUGCAUCGUACCCGAGGCGUUCCUGCUCUUCUCCCGCCACACCGACAUCCGCCGCAUCUCACUGGAGACCAACAACAACAACGUGGCCAUCCCGCUCACCGGCGUCAAGGAGGCGUCGGCGCUCGACUUUGACGUUACCGACAACCGCAUCUACUGGACGGACAUCACCCUGAAGACCAUCAGCCGGGCCUUCAUGAACGGCAGCGCUCUGGAGCACGUGGUGGAGUUCGGGCUGGACUACCCGGAGGGGAUGGCGGUGGACUGGCUGGGGAAGAACCUGUACUGGGCCGACACUGGCACCAACCGCAUCGAGGUGGCCAAACUGGACGGGCAACACCGGCAGGUUCUGGUCUGGAAGGACCUGGACAGUCCUCGAGCUCUGGCUCUGGAUCCGGCUGAGGGCUACAUGUACUGGACCGAGUGGGGCGGGAAACCAAAAAUUGACCGAGCGGCGAUGGACGGGACGGGUCGCAUCACUCUGGUGGCCGACGUGGGCCGAGCCAAUGGGCUCACCAUCGACUACGCCGAGCGCCGCCUCUACUGGACCGACCUGGACACCACCCUGAUCGAGUCGUCCAACAUGCUCGGUCAGGAGCGCGAGGUCAUAGCCGACGACCUCCCUCACCCGUUCGGCCUCACCCAGUACCAGGACUACAUCUACUGGACCGACUGGAGCCAGCGCAGCAUCGAGCGGGCAAACAAGACCAGCGGUCAGAACCGCACCGUGAUCCAGGGCCACCUUGACUAUGUGAUGGACAUCCUGGUGUUCCACUCGUCGCGUCAGGGCGGCUGGAACGCCUGCGCCUCCACCAACGGCCACUGCUCGCACCUCUGCCUCGCCGUGCCCGUCAGCAGCUUCGUCUGCGGCUGCCCCGCCCACUUCUCGCUCAACUACGACAACAAGACAUGCAGUGCUCCCACGUCGUUCCUGCUGUUCAGCCAGAAGACGGCCAUCAACCGCAUGGUGAUCGACGAGCAGCAGAGUCCCGACAUCAUCCUGCCGAUCCACAGUCUGCGGAACGUCCGUGCCCUCGACUACGACCCGCUGGACAAGCAGCUGUACUGGAUCGACUCCAAGCAGAACGUGAUCCGUCGAGCGCAGGAGGACGGGAACCAGAGCAUGACAGUGGUGGCGAGCUCGAUGGGCGGAGCCAGUCAGGGGCUGCUGCAGCUCUACGACCUGAGCAUCGACAUCUACAGCCGCUUCAUCUACUGGACCAGUGAGGUCACCAACGUCAUCAACGUGACCCGGAUCGAUGGCAGCCGGGUGGGCGUGGUGCUGAGGGGCGAGCACGACAAGCCGCGGGCCAUCGUGGUCAAUCCGGAGAGAGGGUACAUGUACUUCACCAACCUGCUGGAGCGCUCGCCCAAGAUCGAGCGGGCAGCGCUGGACGGCACCGAGCGCGAGGUGCUGUUCUUCAGUGGUCUGGGGAAACCCGUCGCUCUGGCCAUCGACAACGAGGUGGGGAAGUUGUUCUGGGUGGACUCUGACCUGCGGCGCAUCGAGAGCAGCGACCUUUCCGGAGCCAAUCGGAUCGUGAUCGCGGACUCCAACAUCCUACAGCCGGUCGGCCUGACGGUGUUCGGGAACCACCUGUACUGGAUCGACAAGCAGCAGCAGAUGAUCGAACGCAUCGACAAGACCACGAGGGAAGGACGCACCAAGAUCCAGGCUCGCAUUGCCUACCUGAGUGACAUCCACGCCGUCCACGAGCUGGACGCCCACGAGUACAGUAAACAUCCGUGCACGUGGGACAACGGCGGCUGCUCCCACAUCUGCAUCGUGAAAGGCGACGGGACGACUCGCUGCUCGUGUCCCGUCCACCUGGUGCUGCUGCAGGACGAGCUCUCCUGUGGAGAGCCGCCCACCUGUUCCCCGGAGCAGUUCUCCUGCACAUCCGGCGAGGUCGACUGCAUCCCUCAGGCCUGGAGAUGCGACGGCUACGCCGAGUGCGACGACAAGAGCGACGAGGACGACUGUCCCGUCUGCUCCGAGUCCGAGUUCCAGUGCGACAGCCGCCAGUGCGUCGAGCUCAGUCUGCGCUGCAACGGAGAGUUCAACUGUCAGGACCGGUCGGACGAGAACAAGUGUGAAGGUGUGACAGUGCGAUGUCCAGCCGAUCAGUUCAGCUGCUCUAACGGUCAGUGCAUUGGGAAACACAAGAAGUGCGACAACAACAUGGAUUGUUCUGAUAACUCAGACGAGCUCGGCUGCUAUCCGACCGAGGAGCCGCCUCCGCCGCCCAACACCACCAUCGGCUCCAUCGUGGGCGUGGUCAUGGUGCUGUUCGUGGUGGGCGCUGUGUACUUCGUGUGCCAGCGCGUCCUCUGUCCGCAGAUGAAGGACGACGGCGAGACGGUCACCAAUGACUUCGUGGUCCACGGGCCGUCGUCGGUGCCGCUGGGAUACGUGCCGCACCCGAGCUCGCUGUCCAGCUCGCUCCCGGGGAUGUCCCGAGGGAAGUCUGUGAUUGGCUCCCUCAGCAUCAUGGGCGGGAGCAGCGGACCGCCGUACGACCGCGCCCACGUCACCGGGGCGUCGUCCAGCAGCUCGUCCAGCACCAAGGGGACGUACUUCCCCCCGCUCCUGAAUCCUCCUCCGUCUCCGGCGACCGUUCGGUCUCAGUACACGAUGGAGUUCGGUUACUCGUCCAACAGUCCGUCCACUCACAGAUCGUACAGCUAUCGUCCCUACACGUACCGUCACUUCGCCCCGCCCACGACCCCCUGCAGCACCGACGUGUGCGACAGCGACUACACACCGGGACGCCGGGCUCCGCCUAAGUCUGGCACCGCCACCGCCGCUGCCAAGGGCUACACCAGCGACCUCAACUAUGACUCGGAGCCGUUCCCGCCGCCGCCCACGCCGCGGAGCCAGUACCUGUCGGCGGAGGAGAACUGUGAGAGCUGCCCGCCGUCGCCAUACACCGAGCGCAGCUACUCCCACCACCUCUACCCGCCGCCGCCAUCGCCCUGCACGGACUCCUCGUGAGCCCUGCCCCCACACACUAGGCCCCGCCCCUCCACACAGCUCCGCCCCCUCACUGUAAAUAGCAAUUGUGCAUAAAUGAGGCUAAAAAUGGGAAGGAGAGACUGAGAGAGUGAGCGAGGAGAGGAACCAGGAGACAAAGAGAAACAUUUGUACAUUGACAAAGAGAAAAGCAUAUUUAUAUAUUUUCUAUACAGUGUUUACUGACGACGUCAUCGAGUUUGUAUCAAGAAAUUUGUAAAUUUUUUAAGAAAAGGUUUUUAUUAAAAUCAUCACAGAUAUAAAUACGUUGCCUUAAAGUCGGAGGGAAAGAAGCUCCGGGACGCUCUGACGCCAAAUAUCACACAUCAGAGGAGCCACGCCCCCUCACCAUUCAGCAGCCAAUCAGAGGAGCCACGCCCCCUCACCGCUCAGAUGCCAAUCAGAGGAGCAACGCCCCCUCGCCGCUCAGCAGCCAAUCAGAGGAGCCACGCCCCCUCGCCGCUCAGCAGCCAAUCAGAGGAGCCCCUUUCCCCCUGCCACCUCUCGGCAGCCAUGUUGUCUGCCAUGAACAUGUGAGGAGGAUCAGGAGGACACGGUUCUGAAACUGGACCCGGUUCUAAGUCUGGACCCGAUUCUGGUUCUGGCAUCGUGUCUGUGGAGGAUGUGAGUCGUGAGCAGAGUCGAUAAAGUUCUGAGUUGAAGCAAUAAAAACUAAAGGCACAUAUUCAUUCUGCAGCGUCGUUUGGUACGGAGGCUCGACGUUUGUCCGUCUGAGCCUCCGUACCAAACAUUCUACCACACGUGAAGCGGCGAGCGACUCACAUCAGAACCAGGAGCUCCAGAACCGCCGGGCUCGGCGUCACGUGGCUCACAUCAGAACCAUCGUGAUUUAAACCAAAACGUUUUGCUUGUUUGACUUUUUUAUUGUCUCGCUGAAACAGUUGAACAAGAGUCGACUCAAAGCGUUUUUCUCCUCGUCAUCGGAUUUUAUUUCUUUUAUUCAUUUUUCAUGUUGUGGAGAAGCAGCGUUUCCACGACAACGCGACCUUGUGCCUGUUACGACCUUCGUCUUUUUUUACCGUCGUUGCUCGGAGGAAACCAGUGGCCACUAAAAAGCUCCAUAGUAUUUUUGUACCACAUGUUGUGUAGAUAUAACGUAUUUAUAAGCUAUAUAUAGAAAAUCAUUGUAAAUCUUAUCCAUUGGAAAACUCUCGCAGUACUUUUCAUUCCGUCUUUUUUAUUAUAUUUGCCUCAUUAUAUUUUUCUACAGGAAAAAAUCAAACGUACGGUGACAAUCUGUCAAUCAAGUCGAGUGACGAGCUCGUCGAGGUUCAGUCUCUGUUCAAGUUCACCGGACGACUUUUCUUCUUCUUUUAUUUCUGUCGAUAUGUUUGUUCUUUGUGCUUCUCGUUCUCGUGACGACCACGAAUAUCGAAUAUAUAUUUUCUAGAGAACGUUACGUCUGAAUGUCGGUGGCGUUGUCGUGUUUCCGUCAUCAGAGGAAACGAAACACCUGCGCGAAUUUAACGACAAUCGAAAGUUUCAGAAUCAAAACUUCAUCUGUUGUGAAAUCUUCAUUUUUUACACUGAAAAAAAAAUCCUCAGUUUUUUUUAAUCAUAUUUUAAAGUUUAAUGAAAUUAGAUAGAAGUUUUUUUUCACAGCAGCCAUUUGAGCUCGUCGUGUUGUGUUCAGCUACAGACGCUUCACCUGUAUUCACCUGGAGCUUCAGAUCAAAAUGGCCGCUGUGAACGAACAAACAAACAAAUGUGAUGACGUCAUCGCCCCCUUGUGGAGGAAACAAUCAAAGAUUUUGACGAUUCCUAUUUUUCAUACAGAUGUGUACGGAGGCCACAAAGUGCCGCUUUAUGUGUGAGUCUAGUUUAAUUUCGUACAGACAAACUAUGGAUCAGAUAUUUUCUGUGCACAAGAUACUGAUUCAUGUGCAUUGAUUAUUAUCCGACUCAUUAGUCAGUGUCUUUUUGUGCAUAAAUUAUUGUUCUGUGCAAACCAGAUAAACUUUACCGUCAAGGUUUUUUCAGAUUGUUUUAAAAAACUUAAAAAAAAAAAAAUCAAAGAAACUCAAACCACUAGAAACACGUGACGUCGACUCUCCGCCGCCUCCGUACGUCUGUCGAGCAGCUGAUCUACCUGUGGAACCAUCACACACACACAUACACACACACACACACACACACACACACACACGUCUUCGGGAGAAGUUCUCAUUCGCUAACUGCACUUUACAGGACUUUUAUUUUUUUUUAUCUGAUUUCCGGUACAAACCGUCGUCGUCGUCGUCGUCGUGUGAAGGCGUCAAAACAAACAAAAGGCUUCAGACAUAUCUUUAAGUUUGUAGCCUCUCGUUGGUUCACCAGAACUUUUUUGUAAAAUUUUUCCCUCAAAUCAGAUUUGCAGCAUUAAAAUCAAAGAAAUCGUCCCUACGUCCCUACAAGAAAUUGUAUCACAAGAAUCUGAUGAACUUUAAAACUGUCGGAUCAGCGAAGGUUCAGAGGAACUUCGGAGACGUUGUCCUUUGACCUGAGACAGUUUGUUCAGAUCGUGACGAACGUGUGAAAAAGGUCAAAGAAAAGAAAAGAAAGAAGCACUUUUGUCUCCGGUUCCUCUGAGGUUUAAACAGGAAACAGACGUUUGUGUUGUGGUGUUUUUUCCCCCAUGAUGCUUUGUGAGGAAGUUCUUGGAGACGACCAACAUUUGGUCUCGUCAUGUUUUGACUCGACAUGUUUUUCUACGACGGCGACGGCGCGUACGGUUCAUCUCCAUAAGCUGUUGUAACUCAUCAUCGAUGCUGAUUUAUUUUUCCUUUUGUUAAAUAUAAAGUGAUUGAACUUUAA